ACAGAUUCAUGAUAAACACUCGAGCGCUUACACACACACACACACGCACACUACCGGAAACUCGGACUGAAUUUGACAGACUAGGGAUACUACGACUAAUCCAAUUAUUAUUGUUACUAACACUAACUCAGGACUAACUAGUGCUACUACUAAUAAUCAGCAUGGCGUAUUGGUGGAGUUUCUCGGCUGAGACGUGGGCUCUGAUCGUGAUCCUCAUCAGUCUCAUCCUGCUGUAUGGGUACUGGCCGUACGGUUUCUUUAAGCGUUUGGGAGUGUCUGGUCCUAAACCCAUACCAUUUUUAGGAACCAUGUUAGAAUAUCGUAAGGGAAUGCACACUUUUGAUCUGGAGUGUUUUCAGAAGUACGGCAAGAUUUGGGGUAUAUAUGACGCGAGACAGCCGGUCCUCUGUGUCAUGGACACAGAGAUCAUCAAAACUGUCCUGAUCAAAGAGGGUUACUCUCUCUUCACCAACCGCAGAAAUUUUCGUCUAAACGGUGCUCUGUACGACGCCGUGUCCAUCGCUGAGGACGAGGAAUGGAAAAGAAUCAGGAGUGUUCUCUCUCCAUCGUUCACCAGUGGAAGACUAAAGGAGAUGUUUGGAAUCAUGAAGUCACAUUCUCACUCUUUGGUUAAAAAUCUGCAGAAGGUGUCUGAGCGAGGAGAAUCAGCAGAUAUUAAAGAGUUUUUUGGAGCAUACAGUAUGGAUGUGGUGACGAGCACAGCGUUUAGUGUCGAUAUCGACUCCCUGAACAACCCCAAAGAUCCGUUCGUGACCAACAUCAAGAAAAUGCUGAAGUUCGACUUCCUCAGCCCUCUGUUCCUCACUGUCGUGAUGUUCCCCUUUAUUACGCCGGUUUUGGAGAAAAUGAAUUUUUCCUUAACCCCGACUGCAGUGACUGAUUUCUUUUACGCCUCAAUGCAAAAGAUCAAGUCUGAACGUGUGGCCAAGGAUAAUAAGAAACGAGUGGACUUCAUGCAGCUGAUGAUCGAUUCUCAGAAAUCAGAAAAAGAUGAUCUGAACAACAAAGAGACAAACAAAGGUCUGAAUGAUCAUGAGAUUCUGUCCCAGUCCAUGAUCUUUAUCUUUGCUGGUUAUGAGACGACCAGCAGCACUCUAUCAUUUCUCUUCUACAGUCUGGCCAGUAAUCCAGACACAUUGCAAAAACUCCAGAAAGAAAUUGAUAAAACCUUCUCUAAUAAGGCUGAAGUUGAUUAUGAUACAGUGAUGAACAUGGAUUAUCUGGAUGCUAGUAUAAGCGAAUCACUGAGGUUGUACCCAGUCCUCUUUCAUCUGGAAAGAGUCUGCAAAAAAACUAUUGAAAUAAAUGGCCUUACCAUCCCAAAGGACACUGUAGUCAUGAUCCCCACUUAUACCUUACAUAGAGACCCUGAAUUUUGGCCUGACCCAGAGACCUUCAACCCUGAGAGGUUCACUAAGGAGAACAAGGAGAGCAUCGAGCAGUAUGCCUACAUGCCGUUUGGUUUAGGACCCAGGAACUGCAUCGGGAUGAGGUUUGCCCUUGUGGUCAUGAAGCUGGCUGUUGUUGAGAUACUGCAGAGAUUCGACAUCAGUCUUUCUGAGGAGACGAAGGUUCCUCUGAAGCUGAACAACAGUGGCCUUCUGGUUCCUGAAGAGCCCAUCAAAAUCAUAUUCACACCUCGGAAAAAUUAAUGUUUUAUUUUUCUCUAGUAUCAAUACACCAUAACAUUAAAAGUGUAACUAUUUCAGAUUUCUUCAUUGCCCUUAUACCAAUAAGCACUAUGGCUAACAUGAAAGCAUGCAAAUAAUUUCCAGAGAAGCAUUUCAAGAACUGGUGUGUUUAGUUCCUGUCUGUUAACUACUUACUUUCCAUCAACCUAAUUGUCAUGUUUAAUUUCACAGUGUUUAAUGUUACUUUCAUACAGUUCUUUAAUCAUAUCAGUCUGGGAUUUAUUGUUAAAUUUAAAUUUAGCAUCUUUCUCUUUUUUUGUUCUGGUUGCCUGUAUUCUGUAAUCUAAAAAAGUAGAUGUUUAUCUCUAAAUGUUUUUGGGAAGUAUAAUAAAACACACAGUAGUUGAG
Molecule: messenger RNA, 2060 nt
Organism: Hemibagrus wyckioides
Lineage: Eukaryota; Metazoa; Chordata; Actinopteri; Siluriformes; Bagridae
Product: cytochrome P450 3A27-like
Exons: 13
Coding region: 162-1673 (503 amino acids)
Molecular function (GO): iron ion binding; oxidoreductase activity, acting on paired donors, with incorporation or reduction of molecular oxygen, reduced flavin or flavoprotein as one donor, and incorporation of one atom of oxygen; heme binding
Source: RefSeq, a predicted model, not a curated record